This is a messenger RNA of Caenorhabditis remanei, 1092 nucleotides long. RefSeq lists its product as uncharacterized. The transcript is spliced from 6 exons. The record is from RefSeq and is a predicted model, not a curated record. Bases 1 to 1092 code for a protein of 363 amino acids. Lineage: Eukaryota; Metazoa; Nematoda; Chromadorea; Rhabditida; Rhabditidae.
AUGUUAUCCACUCGUCAUAUAGUAUCCCAUUGCCAAAUUAGUCGUCUCGGGUAUCUAGUAAAGAAUCAUGAAUCAAUCAGAAGAUAUUGUGUGGCAAAUAGUGCGAAACCAACAAAAUACUUUGAUCUGAACGAUCUUAUCAAAACUGUUAGCAUCACAUACAACACCGGGAAGGAAAUGGACCAUAUCACCACAGUGGAGUCAAAAUAUGUGGAUGUCAAUAACGUUCCCAACACAAAAGGAACCGUCGUCACGUUGUCAGGAUCACCCGGAACUCACAACGACUUCAAGUACAUGAAAUCUCUGUUUGAAAAGAAAAAUAUCCGAAUGAUCUGCACCAAUUAUCCCGGGUCAGAGUUUGUUACCGGUGGAUUUCACAACAGUUAUACCAAUGAAGACCGCAAUUCGUAUAUGAAAAGCUUGAUGGAGACGUUGGAUCUCCAAAAAGUCAAUCGACUCAUUAUAAUGGGUCAUUCAAGAGGCGGAGAGAACGCUCUUCAACUGACAAGCCAGUUAUCGGAUAGAAGUAGUUGGCCGUUAGUGGGGGCAGUGAUGAUCAAUUCACCAGGCUUUGCACCGCAUAAAGGAAUCAGUAAAAGAAUGGGUACCAUAAACUUCAUCAUAUCUUUGAUCAAACGGCACAACAAUACAAUUAACGCAAUUUUACAUCCUAUUCUGCAUUGGUUUUACAACAACGUUAUCGGUCUCCGCGUUUCUCAUGGAAAAGUCGCAGCUGCCGCUAUUUUGCCGAUGCAAACAUUUGCGUUUGACCAGCAAAAACUAUCAAUUGAUGACCUGAGACAAAAACCAAGGAUUCGAGUAUUCUACGGUUAUGGUUCCAAAGAUUUCUUGAUUGAUGAGCACCAAUCUAACGAAGUCGCCAUGUAUUUCGCCAAAGACAAUCACUACGUGAUUCCGGAUAAAACAGCAGCUGAGAAGGCUAGUCAAGAAGUGCGGAAAAGUUUCAAUUCGGGAAAAAAGUUUGCUACUGCUAACUUCACAAAAGAAGGACAUUUCCUGCAGAAGACAUACCCAGAGUUUAUUGUCGAAGUGGUGGAUUCAAUGUUUGAAGCAGAUGCUAGUAAAAAAUAA